Messenger RNA from Lingula anatina, 2829 nucleotides. RefSeq names its product histone acetyltransferase KAT2A. Gene Ontology annotation, biological process: chromatin remodeling; positive regulation of transcription by RNA polymerase II. Gene Ontology annotation, molecular function: histone H3 acetyltransferase activity; protein binding. Gene Ontology annotation, cellular component: nucleus; ATAC complex. NCBI's taxonomy places the organism in Eukaryota, Metazoa, Brachiopoda, Lingulata, Lingulida, Lingulidae. The record is from RefSeq and is a predicted model, not a curated record.
UCCUUUCGAGACUCAUUGUUUUCAUAUGCAGCCAAAAUGGCUUCCGCCGGCAGAGGUGGACAAUCCCCAUUGUCUGGGGAACUUGGUUCCCGUCCAGUGAUGGGAGGGCAGGUACAAACAUCCACUGGAGAAAUGGGGAGGCCCAAUAAUUUGCAGCGCAUUGCACAGAAGAAAGCACAAGUCAGAAAUUACCCUCGCAACAAAAAAUUGGAGAAGUUAGCAGUGUAUUCUUCGUGCAAGUCUGAAGGGUGUAAGUGCAAUGGCUGGAAGAACCCAAACCCUCCUCCCACACCAUCAACGGUGGAUGUAUCUCAGCCACUGGCCAGUCUGACUGACCCCUGCAGAAGCUGUGGUCACACUUUAGGUUGCCAUGUGUCUCAUCUAGAAACAGUAGUAGAGGAAGAAUUAAACCGUCUUCUUGGGAUUGUUGUAGAUGUAGAGAAUCUUUUCAUGUGUGUCCACAAAGAAGAAGAUGCAGACACAAAACAAGUUUAUUUCUAUUUAUUCAAGCUUCUGCGAAAAUGCAUAUUGAAUAUGAGUAAACCAUCUGUGGAAGGUCCUUUAGGAAACCCACCCUUUGAAAAACCCAGUAUUGCCAAGGGUGUAACAAACUUUGUAGUUUACAAAUUUGGCCACCUUGCACAGAAAGAAUGGCAGACUAUGUAUGAUCUGGCUAAGAUGUUCCUUCACUGCUUGAACCACUGGAAGUUAGAGACACCAACAGCACGCAAACAGAACUCUCAAACAGAUGAUCUGUCUGCGUACAAAGUGAAUUAUACAAGAUGGUUAUGCUAUUGCCAUGUGCCAGCGUUCUGUGACAGUCUUCCACGCUAUGAGACGACACUGAUAUUUGGCCGCACACUGCUGCGCUCAGUAUUCCAGACAAUGAGGAGACAGCUGCUGGACAAGUUCAGAGCUGAGAAGGAUAAGAUGCCACCGGAGAAAAGAACACUGGUGCUGACACAUUUUCCAAGGUUUCUGUCCAUGUUAGAAGAAGAGGUGUAUGGUGCUGCCUCUCCUAUCUGGGAUCCUGAAUUUACACACAAACCUGCCAAUAUUUCCAACUCGCCACCUGCCACACCCACAGAUGUGUCAUCUCCCAUCGUAACAUCCCCGUCUGGUGCCGGUGUGAGUGGCUUGGCAAGGUUCCAGACUUCUGGAGUGACCACGUCCACAGCGUCCAGUCUAGAGGGGUUUACGCAGAUCAAUGUUAGUCCUGGACUCAUUAGUGGAGCGCGGAGGACGUCUAAGAGCAAAGAUACAGCAGAGAAAAGAAAACUGGAGGACGUGCCAGUCCUAGAAGAGUCCAAGAGAAGACGGAUCGAUGGUGAUGUUCCAAUGGAGCUGGUCAACCAAGUCAUUGCAACUAUCUCAGACCCAGAUCUUAUGUUAGGGCCAGAGACCACAGCCUUCACGGCCCACUCGGCCAGAGAUGAGGCAGCCAGGAUAGAAGAGAAGAAGGGAACCAUUGAGUUUCAUGUGGUGGGGAACUCUCUCAGUCACAAGCCCUCCAGACAAACCCUGCUCUGGUUGAUAGGCAUGCAGAAUGUUUUCUCCCACCAGCUGCCCCGGAUGCCCAAGGAGUACAUCACUAGGCUGGUGUUUGACCCUAAACACAAGUGUCUUGCCCUAGUGAAGGACGGUAGGGUGAUAGGUGGAAUCUGUUUCCGUAUGUUCCCAAUGCAAGGGUUCACUGAGAUUGUCUUCUGUGCUGUCACUUCUAAUGAACAGGUCAAGGGUUAUGGUACACAUCUAAUGAAUCACUUAAAAGACUACCACAUUCGACACAAUGUUCUGCAUUUUCUCACAUUUGCUGAUGAAUUUGCAAUAGGUUACUUCAAGAAACAGGGCUUUUCCAAAGACAUCAAGCUCCCAAAGACGGCCUAUGCUGGUUAUAUCAAGGACUAUGAGGGAGCAACACUGAUGGGGUGUGAACUUAACCCCAAGAUACAGUACACACAGUUCUCUCAUGUUAUCAAGAGACAGAAGGAGGUUGUCAAGAAGCUAAUUGAAAAGAAACAAGAAGAGGUACAGAAAAUAUUUGCUGGUUUAAAAUGUUUCAAAGAUGGUGUCCGUCAGAUUCCCAUUGAAAGCAUUCCUGGGGUGCGUGAAGCAGGGUGGAAACCUACCAUGGACCCAGAUUAUGGUAAAACUCCCAUGGAUCAGGAACAGCUGUAUGGAAUUCUCAAGUCAGUUUUGCAACAAAUUAAGAGUCAUCCAAAUUCUUGGCCUUUUCUAAAACCUGUUGACAAGAGUGACGCACCGGACUACUAUGAUCAUAUAAAAUACCCAAUGGAUCUGAAAACAAUGAGUGACAGACUGCGUUGCCGCUACUACUGUCACAAAAGACUUUUUAUAGCAGAUCUGACCAGAAUCUUCACAAACUGUCGCACAUACAACAGUCCAGACACCGAGUACUACAAAUGUGCUAACAAUUUAGAGAGAUUUUUUCAAAGUAAAAUGAAGGAAGUGGGGCUGUGGGAAAAAUGAAAACUUAAUUUUUUUUCCUUAAGGAAGAAAAAGAAAUCAUUAUGAUGACUAGUGACUACAGGUGCAAUAGAAUUUUUUUAUUCAUAUUUUGUAUUUUAAUUUCUAAUAAGAAAUGCAUUUUCUGAAAAUGCGAAACUCUUUAGCGAAUAGGAUUGGAUAAUGAAAUAAAUUGGAAAUUUGCAAGACUGGGACUAAAAUCAUCCCUUACUUCUGUAAUAUGUAAUGUCACAUAUUUUGAUAGGAAAAUAGCCAUAUUUGUUUGAUAAUGUUUUCUGCAUAGCAGACAGAAAUUAUAUCUGGAAUACCAUUGUCAAUAAUGCUAUCUAGAUAAAAAAAAAA